This is a messenger RNA of Drosophila busckii, 809 nucleotides long. It is a transcript of the gene E(spl)mgamma-HLH, whose product is annotated as enhancer of split mgamma protein. Gene Ontology annotation, cellular component: nucleus. The record is from RefSeq and is a predicted model, not a curated record. The transcript has a single exon. The coding region runs from base 60 to 683 and encodes 207 amino acids. Gene Ontology annotation, molecular function: RNA polymerase II cis-regulatory region sequence-specific DNA binding; DNA-binding transcription factor activity, RNA polymerase II-specific; protein dimerization activity. NCBI's taxonomy places the organism in Eukaryota, Metazoa, Arthropoda, Insecta, Diptera, Drosophilidae. Gene Ontology annotation, biological process: regulation of neurogenesis; anterior/posterior pattern specification; regulation of transcription by RNA polymerase II.
CACUCAAAGCAGCAACAGCUCAGCGCAGCUAAAACGCCUACAAAUUAAAAUUAAACGAAAUGUCUUCAAUGCAACUAACAGAAAUGUCCAAGACGUACCAGUACCGCAAGGUAAUGAAGCCUCUGCUGGAGCGCAAGCGUCGCGCACGCAUCAACAAGUGCCUCGAUGAACUCAAAGAUCUGAUGGUGGCCACACUCGAGUCCGAGGGCGAGCAUGUUACACGCCUGGAGAAAGCCGACAUACUCGAACUAACAGUCACACAUCUGCAAAAGAUGAAGCAGCAGCGACAGCAUAAGCGCGCCACUGGCGCUGGGGAUUCUCUCACACCCGCCGAGGGAUUCCGCUCCGGCUAUAUACAUGCCGUCAAUGAGGUCUCCCGCUCGCUGUCUCAACUGCCCGGCAUGAAUGUCAGCCUGGGCACAGAACUCAUGACGCACUUGGGCCAGCGCUUGAAUCAACUGCAGCCAGCGGUCAAGGAGGUGCUGCCAGUCACAGCGCCGCUCUCCGUGCACAUUGCCAGCCGUGAUGGCUACUCCGUGCCCAUUUCACCCAUCUCCAGCUACGCCGGCAGCCCCAACUCCAGCGCCACCAGCGAACACUUGCUCACCACUUGCAGCAGCAGCAGCAAGCAACACGAGACGGUGGACAGCGAGGAUGAGGAGAAUGUCUGGCGUCCUUGGUAAAGCAAAAGCACCAAGAGCUAACAUUAGAGAGCAAAAGAUUGUUUAGUUUAGCACAAUGUCUUCCAUGUCCAAGUGACAGACACCUAGCAUUAAGUUCAAAAUUAAGUACACCACAAAAGCUUUAAA